AUGAUAACAUCUUCAAAGGAAGAAGCAGUUCUCAAAUGGGAUUGUGGAAGCUUGUUGUAUGAUUCCCAUGAAUUGAUAUCUUUAGCUUAUACAAUUGAGAGACAUAUGAUAGUGUGGCCCCAUCUUCGUGGAUCAAACCCCAUCAUCACCAAACUCUGUGAUCCAAAGGAAAAGAGGCCAACCGAAAGUGUCUCAAAAAUUUCUUCCAUGGCAACCAAUUUCAGUGCAUUUUUUAAGAGAAUGUGGAAGAAGAUGAAAGAGAAGCACGAGAAAAUACAGCCUCGGGCUUUUGGAUUUUGUGUCGGGGUGGAAUUUGGCAUGUGGAAGUGGAAGCCACAAUUUGCAUCGAUGGAACAAGUGCAACUUGUCCUCAAUCCUCAGUGGAGCAUUAGCAAUUGA
Messenger RNA from Sphenostylis stenocarpa, 399 nucleotides. Lineage: Eukaryota; Viridiplantae; Streptophyta; Magnoliopsida; Fabales; Fabaceae. The record is from the annotation of a GenBank genome assembly.